CGCCACGUGUACACUAGAUGAGAUAUUUGACUUGCUUUAGAAAAAGGAUAAGUAACCAACCAAGCAUUACCUAACAAACCCUCACCGGAGAAGAAUUUCCUGCCUUUCGCCGUACUAUAUGCGAUCUGGGUUUGGAUUUCUCUAAUGGCUGCCGUUGCAAUUGCUAAGCUACAAGUCUACCCUGUCGAUCACUUGGCGGGUUGCUGCGGGGAACGGCAGAAGGGGAGUUUUGGGUUCGUUAGACCAGCAGCAGCAGGGCUUUUUCGUGUCCAGAAGGGAGGUUGUGGCGGAGGACAGCCGUUGUCGCAACACUGCAGGUCUUUCAGGUCUGAAGAUGGUGGCGGUGGAAGGGAAUUCGAUGAUGGGGAAAAGGAAGAAGGGAAAGAUGAGAUUUUGAAGGGGGGAAAGGCAGAGAAGUUGAAGAAGGGAGAUGGGUUGUGGGUUCCUGGGGUUGGUAGGUUGAAAUUGCCUUCAAAGGAUGAGUAUAGUAGAGGAAUUGCUCAAGUGGAGGAAGUCUUCUCUUCGGCUGCAAUCCACGUUGGGAGAUACAUUGUGACCAUGAUGAGCACUGGAGUAGUACUUGCUACUGGUUUUCAGUUGUCAGGUGGAGACGGUCAAAUGAAUGAUCUUAUCUGGUAUAGCUGGCUCGGAGGAAUCAUAAUUGGGACAAUGACAGGUGCGAACAUGGUGUUAGAUGAACAUUGUCGAGCAGGCCCUCGUAAUGUUGUCAUAACUGGAAGCACAAGGGGAUUGGGGAAAGCACUUGCUAGGGAAUUUCUUCUAUCAGGCGAUCGUGUGGUUGUUGCAUCACGAAGCCAGGAAUCCGUCGAUAUGACAGUGAAGGAGCUGGAGGAGAACCUCAAGGAAGGAAUGGUCUCAGCAGGAGGUUCAUCAAAGCGGAAUCUUUCCCAUGCAAGAGUAAUUGGCAUAGCCUGUGAUGUCUGUCAACCAUCUGAUGUGAAGAAACUAGCUAAUUUUGCAGUCAGUGAGUUUGGUUCCAUUAACAUAUGGAUAAACAAUGCCGGGACGAAUAAAGGUUUCAGACCCUUGCUGCAGUUCAGCGAUGAAGACGUAACUCAGAUUGUCUCGACGAAUUUGGUGGGAUCAAUUCUGUGCACCCGAGAAGCCAUGCGAGUGAUGGAAAACCAACCUAAGGGAGGCCACAUUUUCAACAUGGACGGUGCAGGUUCUGGGGGCUCAAGCACUCCUCUUACUGCUGUUUAUGGAGCUACGAAGUGUGGUCUGAGACAGCUUCAAACAUCACUUCUAAAGGAGAGUAAGAAGUCUAAAGUGGGAGUUCAUACAGCUUCCCCGGGCAUGGUCCUCACGGAAUUGCUCUUGAGUGGAUCAACACUGAAAAACAAGCAAAUGUUCAACAUAAUCUGCGAGCUCCCAGAGACCGUUGCUAGGACUUUGGUCCCACGGAUGAGGGUCGUGAAAGGCUCGGGGAAGGCCAUCAACUACUUGACUCCUCCCAGAAUCUUACUUGCCCUAGUCACUGCUUGGCUGAGGCGUGGUCGGUGGUUCGAUGACCAGGUAAUUAGUUGUCACAUUUCCAUUAUCCACUAAAGAAACUCCUUUACAUCAGUAAAUCAGCACAAAGUAUAAACUCAACAUUCAGGGAAGAGCAUUGUACGCAGCAGAGGCAGACCGAUUACGAAACUGGGCAGAGAAUCGUGCUCGGUUUUCGUUCACCGAUGCCAUGGAGAUGUACACCGAGAACACAUGGGUAUCGGUUUUCUCGCUCUCUGUUGUGUGCGCGUUCAUUAUACUGUCUAGCACCAGCGGCGUAUCUCCAGGCACCUAAGUCGAAGUAGGAUACGCCCCAAUUUUGGGCAAGUCUGAAAGAGGAUCUUAAGAAAAGCACCAAAGUUGCAAAAGAUUUUAGGCCAUCCCUUUUUCUCAAGUUUUUAGCCAUUCAUGGAAAGGGUCUCUGCUGGUUUUAUGUUCAUACUGGCUGGAUGUCGCGUGGAGCUGGUGAUUGUCACCCAUCUUAUUGUUGUAUACACAAGACAGUCCUGUAAAUGUGAAUUGCUGUAACAGGCCAAGAUGGUUCUAUUGACGUGUAAUGAAGUGUAAGAAAGUUGCAGUCUUGUAGGACUUUUACGUUUCUCUUCAGCUAUUCAUGGUCGGCAAUGGUU
This is a messenger RNA of Linum tenue, 2141 nucleotides long. NCBI's taxonomy places the organism in Eukaryota, Viridiplantae, Streptophyta, Magnoliopsida, Malpighiales, Linaceae. The record is from the annotation of a GenBank genome assembly.